This is a messenger RNA of Pieris rapae (cabbage white), 6756 nucleotides long. It is a transcript of the gene Meltrin, whose product is annotated as disintegrin and metalloproteinase domain-containing protein 12. Lineage: Eukaryota; Metazoa; Arthropoda; Insecta; Lepidoptera; Pieridae. Gene Ontology annotation, biological process: membrane protein ectodomain proteolysis. Bases 177 to 4787 code for a protein of 1536 amino acids. The transcript has 17 exons. Gene Ontology annotation, molecular function: metalloendopeptidase activity. The record is from RefSeq and is a predicted model, not a curated record.
UUUGAGUGUAGUCUCGGUUAACUUGAUGUUAGGAUGUGUACCGUAUAGUGCCUUUAUUUAUUUUAAUAAAAUAAUUCGACUUUAUUUUCUUUUAUAUACAAAAUGUUCUAUGCAUAGCUAAAGUUGAGUGUAAUAUUAUGAUAGUGUGAUAUAAAAAACAAGCGAUUUGUGGCAAUAUGUAUAGGUGUUAUAGUGUUUUUGUGCGUUGCCUUCUUGUGAGUUUAAUUUUAUUAGCUUUGACAAAGGACUGCGUCGAGUCUCUGAAACUAAGAAAUCCGGCGGCGGAAUUUAGGCGACACACUCUAGUCAGACCAUUACUGCAUCAUGCGAGAACUAAGCGACAGAUAACGUCUACUAAGGAUACGGCUGGUAUACACCACCCCGAAUUGACGUUAAACAUAGCAAAGGGAGAGGAAGACUAUGUGCUGGACCUUCGGCUGAAUGAUCAAGUAGUUGCAGGCGAUCACGUCGUCAGCUACCAGAAAAAUGGGGAGACUAUACUACAUAAACCUAGCAGAGAGGAACUGAACAUAUGUCAAUAUAGGGGUACGGUUAGGGGCCGAGAGGGGAGUUCUGUGGCGAUAUCCACCUGCCAUGGGUUUAGCGGAAUCAUAUUCGACGGCAAAAAGUUGAUGUACAUCGAACCUGCUGAAGAUAACAAUCUGGACUCCCAACACUACAUAUACGACCAUUCGGACUUGAAGAGCAACUUCAAAUGUGGCUACGAGGGCGGUGUUACCAGCAAUAAAAGCUAUGACCCGGAACUAAUGGAGAAAUAUACUUCUGAACAGAAUAUUAAUAAAAUUCGAGCAUCACGGUACAAACGAGAGACUUUCGAAGACACCCAAGUCCGCGGACCAUUCAAUGCCAACAAGCUUUCACGUUACGUUGAACUCGUGUUGGUGGCUGAUAAUCGUGAGUUUAAAGUCAAUGGAGAGAGUCUGGAGCUGGUACACCAUAGGUUCAAAGACGUUGCCAAUAUUAUUAAUUCGGUAUACGCUCCCCUAAAUAUCUUCAUAGCGCUAGUCGGUAUAGUGGUCUGGAGUGAGGGAGACGAAAUCAAGCUAGAGGAGGAUGGUGAUAAGACGUUAACUGCCUUUCUGCAUUACCGACGGGAUCGGCUUUUGAGGGAUAUACCUAAUGACAACGCCCAUUUGUUGACCCAGCAGAAAUUCAAGGAUGGCGUAGUGGGAAAGGCGUUAAAGGGCCCGAUCUGCACAUACAAUUUCUCUGGGGGUGUGGCCACAAACCACUCUAACGUUAUAGGCCUGGUAGCGACCACCAUUGCCCACGAAAUGGGGCAUAACUUUGGCAUGGAGCAUGACACGGAGGCAGAUUGCAAAUGCCCUGAUGAAAAGUGUAUUAUGAGCCCUUCUAGUACAUCUGUGACUCCGACGCAUUGGUCCUCUUGCAGCCUUAGAUCGUUGGCUUUGUCGUUUGAGAGGGGGAUGGAUUAUUGUUUACGGAACAAGCCAAAGAGUCUCUACGAUUCGCCAACAUGCGGCAACGGCUUUCUCGAGCCGGGCGAAGAGUGCGACUGCGGCCUGAUCCCUUUGGCCGCGUGCACGUCCUGCUGCGAUCAUUAUACGUGCACGUUGCGAGCGAACGCUACGUGCGCGGUGGGAGAGUGUUGUAAUACUGAGACUUGUAGACCGAAAUCAGCUGGCACAGUAUGUCGCAGUGCAGACAAAGAGUGUGACCUACCCGAAUUUUGUUCGGGCACUUCGGAGUUCUGCCCUAAAGACGUUUACAAGAUGGAUGCCACACCUUGUUCUGAUAAUCGAGCGUACUGUGUUCGUGGUUCAUGUCGUACUCAUACAGACCAAUGCAAGUUGCUUUGGGGUUCCACCGGGGAGAGCUCAGACCAGCGAUGCUACCAAUCCAUGAACAUUAAAGGGGAUAAAAACGGAAAUUGUGGGUAUCGGCGAGAAAGCACGUCAUCGUUCUCUCCAUGUGACCCGCAGAACGCAUUGUGUGGUCUACUGCAGUGCAAGCAUUUAAAUGAACGACUGGAGUUUGGCAUGGAGUCUGUCUCGUUGCUGUCUGCGACGUUCAUCAAUAAUAACGGCUCAAUUCUACCCUGUCGCACCGCCAUGAUUGAUCUUGGUCUCAGCGAUGUUGAUCCCGGGAUGGUUCCGGAUGGAGCCAAAUGUGGAAAUAAUAUGAUGUGUCUGAACACCAAGUGCGUCUCAGUGGAGGAUGUCAUAGCGAAUGUGGCAAAGAAGAAAACCGCGGACUGUCCUUCCAAUUGCUCCGGGCAUGGAGUAUGCAAUUCUGAAGGUCACUGUCACUGCGAGCCCGGCUUUGCCCCACCACUUUGCGCUUUGCCCGGUCCAGGGGGCUCCUACGAUUCCGGACCUGCUACUGAUUCCAGUUUGCAAAGAAACUUUAUGGUGGCAAUGUAUGUCAUCUUCCUCGGAAUCCUGCCGAGUAUUCUGGUCAUACUAUUCCUUAUGUACUACUCGCGACAGAACGUGCUGCACUGGUGGAAGAAACCGAGGAAAACGAUUCCAUCUCCAAAAAAGUCCAGUCUGCAACGCCGGUUAUCUAGAAGCGCCAGCAAAUUCGCAUCAAAUUUCCAAAACAACACACCUAAUAACGCCCAAGCUGUUAGCGUUCAUACUGUUUCAAAUCCAGAUGAUAUGAGCUCAUCCCUUCUACGCAGCGACUCCGAUCACAGCCCUGCCGGAAACGUCAACCCCUCAGUUACCUUCUUCGGCAAUUUUAAAGGCUUUUCCCUUACGCCAAUAGAUAAAAACAGUGAGAAUGACACAUCGACCGCCACGGAUCCGAAGAAGAGCGCAAAAAUUACUCCCGUCCAUAGAAGUGGUAGCAACAGUCAAAAUAUUGGACAGUUAAAACCAGUGCUACGAUCGGCUCCACCGUUACCGAUCGUGCCAAACACUGCCCGAACAAGUCCCAAAACAAGCCCGUCGAUUAAGAGAACUAAUAGUUCGGUACAAAAUCGCAUUAAAGCGUUGAUGAAUUCUGAAAAGAAUGACGAAGUUGUUAUAUCAAAUCCUGCCCCGAGGCCGGUUAUUUCCAGUCCCAUACUUGAAGCAUCGACUUGCACCGCUAAAGAACUAAUUUCGCCCCUUCAAGGGUCUAAAACUUUAGGUCCAAUACGCGCAGCACCAACCGUUCCAACUAUCACUCCAGAUUUGCCUAAAAGACCUCUUAGUAUGUAUUCUGCAGGAAAUGUGCUGCAAAAACCAUUACCAGAAGAACCUAAAAAGGUUAAAGAAGGCAUAUCUUUGAAUAGAAUUGCAUCAUUCCUGAAACACGAUAAGCCGAAAGAAAAAGAACGAAAUCCGGUUGAAAGAAGCCAUUCCUUACCAAAAAAUCCGAACCAUCAAGUCAAAGUGCCGAAAGCAGUAGAAAAGGUAGCUUUACGGAAUUUGCUGAUAUCAAACCCGAUUUUGCAAAAGGGUAUUGAAUUGCCGAAGGGUACAGUUCCUGUUGUAUCUGACUCUGACGAUGCUGAUGACUCAAAAGCCUUCGUAAAUCGAGCCCAAAGUAUGCGAGCCCCGGCAUCCCAGAAACCAACCUUACAGACAUUUGCAUCGAUGAGGCAAGCACCGGGUGUACCCCGGCCCUUAUCUGGAGUUGGCAGGCCUACAGCUCCACCUCCACCCUUGCCUAGUUCAGAAAAAGAAACUUCAAUAUAUCAAAGCCCUAAAUCGACCGAAAUUAGAUCAACAGACUAUGUUGACUGCAUAGAAGAAAAGUCGGCUCCUUUAGCCCAUAUCGACGAAGAAUCCAGCGACAAUAUUUACGCUAUAAUCGAAGAGAGCCCAGAAAAACACGCGAAAAACUUUCCUGGCGUUUCUCAUCCGAUAAAAACGGCUCCCCAGGAACCGCCCGUCGGUUACAAUACACCAAAACCUAUCACUUCUAAUUCUGGAAGCACGGAAAGCAUGGGCUUACUCGGAGAAAUAGUCAACGAAAUACAAAACCGUAACUUCGACUCCAUCUACUCGACGUCAACCCUUGCGAGAAAAAAGGAGAAAGAGAAGAAAAAUGCACAGAAAAGAGAUAGCACGUACAUGAAUACUGAUUACAAGGCGCCAGAGAGCGUCUAUAGCAAUUCAGGUGCCAAGUCAACAACAAGUAGUGGUUACUUACACCCGUCAGCCGUCAAUGUACCCACACGUAUGCAAGAGGACGUCAUAGAAAAACCACCUUCUCCCUCUUUAAAAGUGAAUUCAAAAAUUCCUACUUUCUCCAGACAAGUCACCCCACCGGGCCUGAGAUCCACUAGUACGUUUAAAACUGUACCAUCCUCGCCAAAAGUGAUUUCAAAAAAUAUUCCCCCAAAAAUUACCAAUAGUCCUGACGUUGUAUCUAGUUGUGUAGAUACAAAAAACAUCAAAGCCCCCGAUGUGAUCAACAACAAUAAAGUUGAACCGCCAAAAGUCGCGUCUAAACCUAGUGUAGCUAAAACUGAUAAUAGACCACCUUUAAAACCUACACCGAUGGAGAAAAAACAGACAGCAAAACCAGUUUUAAAGGCGGUCAACUCUGCCUCUAAUUUGAAAGGCGUAGACAAAAAUCCAAUUAGUAGGGUCAAUACGAAAACAGACUCUGUUAAAACAAUAGCGGAUAAUUUAAAUAAGAAUCGGCCGAAAGUCGUACCGAAACCGAGUAGUUUAGUUCAAAAAACAGAUUCAAAUGUAAGGUCAAAUUCAACGAAAUUAGUGUCGAAACCGUCUAAUGUUGCCAGUUUACAGCAAAAAUUUGAAAAUAGAAAGUCAAUAGGCAAAGAAAUUUCUAGUGGAAAGCAGUAGCAAUGAUUAUUUUUAUGAGAGUAAUUAUGGAACAAUAUUUUUUUAUAUUUUCAUGUGUAAAAAGGUUUUUUGAAUGAAUGGAGCCGAUUUAUUUUGGUGAAUUUUUGUAUGGGUUAUAAAGAUGACAAAUUAAGACUGUUUUGUGAUGAAAUUACUAAAAUUAUACUACAAUGUUAUUAAUGAUAUGCAGUUGUAGAAAGUCUAGUCGAGCGUUUAUUUAAAAUUCAGUUUUUCAAAUGACUUAAUUUUUGGACAUAAUAAUUUUUCUUUACCUUGAAGUAUUUUUACUUGGCAGCUUAUAAAUUUAUGUAUAAAAAGCUUUUGCUUUAUAGUUAUUCUUAUUAAAAUAAACGUGUUCAUAUUUUGAUAUGUAGCCCUUUUAGUGAAAAAGUUUGUAAUAAGUUUGUACAUAUUAGAUAAGUAGUAGUAUAUUAGAACCAAAAGACGAAAUAAUUGUGACCCUCGAGGAAUUGCACACAUGAACUGUUUUACAGGCUUAAACAUUACACUGGACAUUUUGUAUUAUAUUUUACCAAACUAGGUUUUAGGAUUUUUCUUAGAAUCUUUGUAUUUGCAUUUAAAAAAAUACUCCACUUAUUUUACAAUUACCUUGGCUUGGUUAAAAUUCCUUAUGAACCGGCAAUUAUUACUAUUUAAAUUCGUUAUACGCUUGAGUUACCUCAUACCAGUCUAUCAUAUUUGUAAGGUCCUAACAUCAUGUGGUGCAAUACCUUUCAUAUGGAUCUCUGUAUAUAUUCCUCGUAGGUAUAAUGAAACGUUAAGUGUCUUAAACUACGAUUAACUUGUAUUUUUAUAUAGAAGAGUGAUAUGCGUGUUGAUAUAAUAAAAGAAUAUGGUGCUAGCACAGUUAACGAGAGAUUUAAAAAUGAUGUAUUAAAGUUACAAUUGUUGUAUUUAUUUUACUUACAAUUUCGAUCGCUAGAAAAACAAUUUUGUACUGGUAAUGAAAUUUGUUGCAAGAUUUUUAUAAUAAAUAUUACAUAAAUUAGUUCCUCAGAAUUGUGUAUUAUACAAUUAUGAGGCAAGAUGGUAACACUGUUUUUAAAUCUCUGGUUAAAUAAUUUGACAGCUGAGCGUAGAUAAAGUUAGUACAACAAAAAUAGAGACGCUCACACUGUAUUUGAAAAAUCUUGUUUAGUAUUUGCUUGUAUUAUACUAUUUACUGAAAGCCAUACAAUAACUUACAAUACAAUACAAUCUUCAAUAUGUGUUAUGAUAUUGUGUGUUCACAGUCAUUUACGUUUUAUUCCCAUAUACAACGAUCACACAGAACCAUACAAAUAUGGCUUAAUCUUAUUUGGUUGAAUAUAGGAAUAGAAUGUGUCAUUCGUCCAUAUUAUGUAAAUUCACUGCCAGUGUACAAAGUUGGUGCUCUUUAAGAAAGCAAUAGAACAUAGAAAUGAUUAUGAUAAAAAUGCGAUAGUAUAGUGACAUUCUCCACAAACCAUUAUUAUAAGGCAAAAAAUUUACGAUAAGGUGAGGAAUAGAUAAUGUAGACAAUAGUCUAUGGCAUAGUUUCUGCUAGAUAAUCUUGCUAAAGAUAUUUAAAAAACAAAAAAAAUGGACUUUCUCAUUUUCUUAAAGAUUUCAUAUUGUUAAAUAGAUAAUCCAAUGGAGCCAUGUGUACAUAUGCAUUACAGUAGAUAGGUAUAUAAUUGGUUGUGUUAUAUUUUCAUUUGAUAUUUAUUAUUUCUAUUUUUACAAGUCUAGCUAUCUAUACUACUUAUUUUAGCUUAAUCUUUUUCAAGUACAUAAUUUGUAAAUACAACCAAAGAAAUUGUAUUUAAGUGUGAUUUUAGCGUUUGUGGAAAGUAUUUGGAGUUGGUACCAAGUUUGACUUUUAUUUAUAGAGAAGACUGUUAUUAAUUUGCACCAUUUGUCACAAAGUAGUGACAUCAUUUUAAUUAGCUUAUAAUUAUAUUCAGCAAAAUAAAAUGAAUUAUUGAAA